Molecule: messenger RNA, 342 nt
Organism: Akanthomyces muscarius
Lineage: Eukaryota; Fungi; Ascomycota; Sordariomycetes; Hypocreales; Cordycipitaceae
Exons: 3
Coding region: 1-342 (113 amino acids)
Source: RefSeq, a predicted model, not a curated record
AUGCUGCCACAACUCGCCUCCCACCCUCCCCAAAAACCUAAGCACCGUCUACUUCAACCCCACCUUCGAGGGCGGCUGCCGGCUUUACCGAAAGCAUCGAGCAAGAACACUCGGGUCUCCAUUGUCUGUAAAUGUUAUUUUGCCUCUGAGUGCGAGAUUCACCACUGUACCACCUUCACGUUCCUCCUAGCUUCUACGAGGUCAAGGAGCACUCUUGACCAGCAGUCGCCCCUUCGAUGCACCCUUGAUACUAAGGAGACAUACGACGGUACCUACGACUUGAUAUAUGGCAGCAAUGAUAGCUGGGAGAAUUCUAGUCGCAAGAGGGCUGUAAAUGAGUAA